AUGAUUAUUACCAAAAAUUCAGACCAAAAGACUGUUGAAUUAAAAAAUGAUAUAAAUAACAUACCAGUCUCAAAAACAGAAAACAAAGAGAUACAUAUUUUAAACAAACACUCUAAUACUAUUAAUACACUUUUUAAUCAUACUGUUGGAAUCAUAAUGAAAAAAGGAAAAAAAACAAAAGCACAAAAACAACUUGAAAACGCAUUCUUAUAUAUUAAACAAAAAACAAAUACAAAUCCACAUUUCAUUUUUUCUAAAGCUAUCGAAAAAGCGUCUCCUUUAAUAAAACUUAUAUCUACAAAAAAGGGAUCCAAAUCCAUAAAAAUACCAGUCCCUUUAAAUGAGUAUCAACAACAUAGAAAAGCAAUCAUUUGGAUUCUUGAAGCUAGUAAUAAACGACACAACAGAAACUUUUCAGAACGCCUAGCACAUGAAUUGAUUGCUGUUGUGGAUGGAACUAGUUCUGUUUUCCAAAGAAAAGAGCAGCUACAUAAAUUAGCAUUAAUAAAUAGAGCAAAUGUACAAAUUCGAGCAUAA
Messenger RNA from Pneumocystis jirovecii RU7, 537 nucleotides. RefSeq names its product mitochondrial 37S ribosomal protein RSM7. Gene Ontology annotation, cellular component: ribosome. The coding region runs from base 1 to 537 and encodes 178 amino acids. Gene Ontology annotation, biological process: translation; ribosomal small subunit assembly. NCBI's taxonomy places the organism in Eukaryota, Fungi, Ascomycota, Pneumocystomycetes, Pneumocystales, Pneumocystaceae. Gene Ontology annotation, molecular function: structural constituent of ribosome; rRNA binding; mRNA binding. The record is from RefSeq and is a predicted model, not a curated record. The transcript has 4 exons.